AUGUAUCCGAGUGUCGGUUUUCACCCUCUCCUGGCCUUACUUCCCUCGCUCCUCCUCGUGGUCGUCUCCGCUUCCGAGUCUGACCACAAGGUACGUGCACCAUGCUCGGGUGAUCUCCGCGCAUCCAGCUUUGCGUGUUAUCUCUGGAAUCCCUCACCGCGGAAUCCAUCGGGAACUGCGAAUUGCGAUCCGUGGUGUACUCAGGAAGAAGGGCCUGUAGGGCUCCUCUUCAGAUCUACGGAUUACUUGGCCAUAAUUUGGAGGAUUUGUGUCGGUACCUGUGGUAUUACGUUGCGGUGGCUCGACCCCGGUAGCGUAUGAUGUUCAUUCUGGACUGAUCGAUCAAGCUGGCUAAAAGAGAGGGACUCUAUUGAGUGAAUGUUUUUACUUUUUGUUAUACGUCUGUGACAGGAAUUUCCUCUUAAAUUCGUGGUAGUUCGUUGGUAUAUUUUCCGUCACCUACUGUUUAGAGAUCUUGGCGAACCUGCUGUAGCGGUCUACUGUUAAAAGUGUUACUCUUCUGAAGACUGUCUGAAUGAUCUGUAGAAUUAAUUGCCCCUGCUAAGUGGAUUGCAUUGGUGCGUCAGCCCAUAUCUUUUCAUGGACAUUUGCACCGAGGCCGAUUGAAUUUUAUAGAUAUUCAUACUCCUGAGCUAAUAGGCUGUGGCUUGAACUGGAUUGGACAUUGCUGUUGUAGACCAUAUCAUACUAUAAUAGAAUUCUCAUAUUUCCUCUAAAAUUUACCUGGUGAUUAUUCUCGUCCGUCUUCAACUUUUCAGUCUUUAAUAUUGACAAUAAAUUUUGCAUCCAUUAUAACUUUCGAGGAUGUCUCAAUUAAAUUAAUUAGUCUAUUUGAAAAAAAUUAUAAAUGUUUAUAGUUUGAUAGUACCAAAUCGUGGGAUACGAGAAGAGAAUCAACAGAAUGUCUUAGACAGACGUACCAACAAGCACCCAGGAUGGAAAUCCUGACAUUUUAGUUUAUAAGGAAUACUAAUGUUAGGUAUCAAGUGAAUUGAUGUCUUGUCUUUAGCUGUGCAUUGUUUAGGGUAGUGACUUGUGAGGGUGUGACCAUAGAUGUUAUGGGGUAAUUAUCAAAAAAAUGGCAUGGUGGAUAGCGUGCGGUAAAUGUGUGAUAUUUAGAAAUUGACUUUCAGAAACGAUUGGCCAGACCAUAGAGCAAGAUAUGACCUAGUCUUCUGAAAAUUUAAAAUCAUUAAAACCUCGAUACACGCAUCAGUAUGAAUUCGAGCAGCAGCCUGCACAUAAGGCCUAGUGUAGUCAGUCUGGAAAAUUUUCAGCUGGUAUUGAAAGAUGAGGCAUUGUUUACCUGGUGAUUCUCUUAGGGUAGAUUUCCUUUCUUAUUCGAAGGUCAAGGGCAAAUAAAUUGGGAACAUUGUCUUAUUUCUAUUAUUGUUUGUGCAUAGGACAUGAGAAUCUAAUUCUGGCCGGAACUUAUAGCAUUUGCAAAUGCUGCAAGAAGUGACUACAGAAAUCUCCAGCCGUUGUCUUGAAGGCCACUGUUUGACUGAGCAUCUUGGGGUCACUGGUUGAAGAUGGAAGAAUAUUUGAUGGUUAUCAGCUGUUUGCAACCCUAUAAUGUAUUGUCGAUAGAAGUUUUUUUUUUCCCUACAAGGGGAUGAAUGAGCAAAUGUUGAGGCACUCUCAUGCGAAUAAAAUAUUGUGGUUAAUAUUCAGUUGGAUGGCUGGCAAUUUGGUACGCUAAUGUGAGGUAUGGGCGUUCAAUCUAUUGAUGAAUGAAAGACCUCAAUAAAUCCUUCUUCCAAUGAUAACAGGAUAAGCUCUUUCCCGCUUUGGUAACUUUUCUACUCUUUAUCAUCUAAAAUGACUUUCCAUAUGAAAUGGUCAGAUGAGAUUCACACGCAAGGGUAAAAUACCUACCUGUGAUGGGGCCUCCACUAGUGAGGUUGUGGAAGGGUUUUAAUUGUUUGUGGGCCUCCUCAACCUUAAAAUCGGCGAGCAGUGGCUACAAAAAUUGUGAUCUUUGAUUGCGUGCCUCUUGGAGGAAUUGGCCAGUGAAUGAUAGAAAAUGGAGCCAUCAUUUUGAACUUAAGAUAACCUGUUCUACAACGAAUGGAAACUGCUAGUGCUGCUCACGUCUCUCCCUCUACCCCCUCCUUCUCUUUGUCUAUCUAGGUAUCUUAUUUAUGUAUCGGAACUGGGAUUUUCUAUGACCCUUACCAGCUUUUUAUGAUUUUCAUUGCAGUAUCAAGUGAAUGACAAUGUUACAUUGUGGGUAAACAAGGUUGGGCCCGACUAUAACCGCCAGGAAACUUAUAACUAUUAUAGCCUUCCUUUCUGCCAGCCUGCUGAGAACCCAGCUCAUAAGUGGGCUGGGCUUGGGGAGGUACUUGGCGGGAAUGAGCUUAUUGAUAGCCAGAUUAAAAUAAAUUAUCGAAGUACGUAUCACUCUAUCCUGUAUUUUCAAUGAUUAUCCUUGAUGAAUUGAUUAUAUCAUAGCAAAGAAAAAAUUCUGGAAUCCAGUAUUGGAGAUCUGUAUUUCUUUGGUUGAUCAUCUAUCAAUAUGCUUGGUAGGAAAUGUUGAGAAGGUUUCAAUUUGUACUAUUGAACUUGAUGCUGCAAAGGUGAAGCAGUUCGAGGAUGCAAUCGACAACUUGUAUUGGCUUGAAUUAUUCAUGGGUAUGUUGUUAAAUUUCUCGAUCUUUUGCUUUCUUACCUCCCGGAGCCUCAACCCUAUAACAUUUUUCAUUGCUUCAUCUUUAUUUUUUGUUUCCUCUGAUUUCUGAUUCGUUUCCUUUUUCCUUUUGGUCGCCAUGCGUCAUUCUCCUUAAUCAGACGAUUUGCCUUUACAGGGUAUGGGCACUUUCUCCUUUUUCAGUGUCGUCAUAUGCCAUCUUUCAUGUCUUCCUUCAUUGCAUAUUGAUCUUACACUUUGUAAAGUUGUGGUCAGGCUAUGUUGGGGAAGUUCGUGCUAGUAAAAGAAAUGAAGAAAAAUAUUACCUUUAUACUCACAAGGAUAUCGUCAUCAAAUACAAUGGUGAUCAGGUUUGUGGUCUACUGUGUUAGCAUAUAUGCCACACUUUUUUAAUGACAUAUUACCUUCCUUUUCAAUCCACUAUUUGAAAAAUGUUUUGAUUUUCAGAUCAUCCAUGUAAACCUCACUCAAGGGGGUGCUAAACAUUUGGAAGUUGGGAAAGGAUUAGAUAUGACGUACUCUGUCAAGUGGAUUGAGACAGAUAUUCCAUUUGCAAAGCGCUUUGAUGUUUACUUGGACUAUCCUUUCUUUGAGCAUCAAGUAAUUUCUUUUUCAUUGAACAUUAUAUAUAUGGUCCUACUGAUUUAACUCUAGCCGCAGUUUCUCUCCUUUCUACCUUCUUUCUCUGCAUUCUAUUUCAUUUUUACUGCUAUGUAUCUCAGCUCAACGUGAACAUUUCUUUUGGCAGAUCCAUUGGUUCUCGAUUUUCAAUUCGUUUAUGAUGGUCAUCUUCCUCACCGGUUUGGUGUCGAUGAUAUUGAUGCGAACUCUGAGAAAUGACUAUGCAAAGUAUGCUCGUGAAGAAGAAGAUCUUGAGACCCUCGUAAUUGACCAUGCCAUACCAUCAUCAUUGCUUCGCUUUCCUCUUUCUUUCCUAGUUUUAUAUGAUUAUUUAGUAUGCAUUUGAUGCCCAAAUCGCUAUAUACCACUUCGUUGUGAAGAAUGUUUCCAUUUAUCUAGGAAAGGGAUGUGAGUGACGAAUCUGGAUGGAAGCUUGUGCAUGGAGAUGUCUUUAGACCUCCAUUCGGUUUGGCUCUGCUUUCUGCUCUCGUUGGUACAGGUGCUCAGCUUGCUCUGCUUGUUCUCCUCGUCAUUCUAUUGGCCAUUGUCGGAACGUUGUAUGUUGGGUAAGUUAUCACAUGGCCUUCAUAUUUUCAGAACAGGACUCUGACCUUCUCUUUGACCUGUUUUCAGUAACUGUUUCAUGACCUUCAGAUUAUCCAUAUAUACAUAUAUAUAUAUAUAUAUAUAUAUAUAUAUCCUUUUUUUUUUGGUUUUCUCUGGGGCCGGGUUUGGAGGGAUUGUGGUUGGGGAAAUGGGAGGGUGCAGCCAUUAGGGGUUGUGUUAGGGUUGAGGGACACCAGUAAGAAAGGCCACACAAACAAUGGCAAGGGUGAUGGUCCUCUGGGAUUUGGAUAAGACAUUUUCAGAGCUCAGAAUCAGCCUGGAUAAGCACUGGAACGGGCUCCCAUGCCUACCCAAUCCACUGAUGCCCGCCCCUCUGUUGUUUAUUGCCUGAAGGAGAUCCUCCACAAAUAGCUACUGUUUGUAAGCUCACCUACGACAACUGCCCAUUGUAUAUCUUUUUCACCAGUAGAUUUAAUUCGUUGAGAAGUAAAUAAGAUUGACUUUGAGGGAUGGUGGUAUUGAUGAUUCGCUAGUUGCUUUAUGGUUUGACUUUGAACCCUAGAAAUGUUUCACAAGUCAGAAAAGACGAAACUUUGGAGAGUCUCUGCAUUUACCCAUUUGUCAGCACAGCACCCUUCAUGUCCUUACAUUUUUUUAUAAUUUCUUUUUUUGUCCAGACGUGGAACAAUUGUCACGACCUUCAUCGUAUGCUAUGCGCUGACUUCAUUCAGUUCGGGCUAUGUUAGUGGUGGACUUUACUCACGCAAUGGUGGUACGGAUCUGCACACGUUUGACUCCCUGGCGUUGAAAAUUGCUGGAAGCCAUUGAAAUUUGGCGACUCUUCAUCCCCGGUUCUACCAGCAUCCCUUUAAUAUGCAUUCCCAUUUGAUUGAAUUUUGCCCAGGUAAAAGCUGGAUAAAGACGAUGAUCCUGACGGCAUCACUCUUCCCAUUCUCGUGCUUCGGUAUUGGGUUCAUUCUAAACACAGUUGCUAUCUUCUACGGGUCACUGGCUGCUAUCCCCUUUGGAACGAUGGUGGUGAUGCUCAUAAUCUGGGCGUUUGUAUCGUUCCCCCUGGCGCUCCUCGGCACCGUUGUGGGAAGGAACUGGAGCGGUGCCCCGGACAAUCCUUGCCGCGUGAAGACCAUCCCUCGCCCCAUCCCACAGAAGAAAUGGUACCUGACGCCGUCGGUUAUCUCGCUCAUGGGGGGUCUUCUGCCCUUUGGCAGCAUCUUCAUCGAGAUGUACUUCGUCUUCACUUCGUUUUGGAGCGACAAGGUUGGCAUACGCUAGGCAGAUAUAAUACCUCUCCUUUAGUUAAAUUUCAUCCACAUUAGGCCUCCUAGUUGCUACUCCUCUUUUAGUUAGAUUUUCAUCCAUAUGAGGGCUUCUUAAGUACCUCCCUUUUGGCUUGUCCUCCUACGUACUCCUCCACUAGUUAGAUUUCAUCGUCGACAUCAGGCUUCUUAAGUACCUCUCAUUUGCUUAGAUUUCAUCCACAUCAGGACUCAAGAAUUGCCUCUCCUUUGGUCAGAUUUCAUCCACAUUAGUCCCCUUUUUUUUGCUAGAUUCUGCAUACAUUGGGCCUCUAAAUUCUCAUUUUUUUUGCUAUUUCAGGUCUACUACGUGUAUGGGUUCAUGCUUCUGGUGUUCCUGAUCCUCCUAAUAGUGACCAUCUGUGUGACCAUCGUGGGGACCUACUUCCUGCUGAACGCCGAGAACUAUCACUGGCAGUGGACUUCCUUCUCCUCCGCGGCCUCCACUUCAGCCUACGCGUACCUCUACUCCAUAUACUACUACCACGCGAAGACCAGGAUGUCGGGUCUCUUCCAGAUCAGCUUCUACUUUGGGUACACGCUGAUGUUCUGCCUGGGCCUGGGAAUCCUCUGCGGUAAGUCCUUUUUUGUCCUGCAGAUCUCUGCUCUGCCCAUCAACAUUUGUCAUCCCCCCCUCCAUUUUUUUUCUAUUUUUUUUAUGCCCUCUGGAGUUCCAGCCAUCAGUUUCUCUCACUAAAUUCCUCUUAAGCCCCAUCCUGCAAGACCAGUUUCUCUCACUAAUCUUCCAUGCGUUUCUAGAUUUAUUUUUAUGAUAUUUGUGAGGUGUAAGAUUCCCAGCAUUGUCCCGUUAAUGUGGGUAGGAUUUCCGGGUUUCCACCGUAUGAUUCAUGUCAGAUUCCAAGGUUGUUCGCUUUAGUUUCUAUGAAUUUCGUUCUAGUCGCUACUAGCUUUGGUCCAUUUUAUGCGCUGACGGUGAUGUGUUUCUUUCUAUCUGUGCUCACCCUCAGGCGCUGUGGGCUACUUGGGCUCGUCUCUCUUUGUGCGCAGGAUCUACAGGAACAUCAAGUGCGACUGA
Messenger RNA from Spirodela intermedia, 6214 nucleotides. The record is from the annotation of a GenBank genome assembly. NCBI's taxonomy places the organism in Eukaryota, Viridiplantae, Streptophyta, Magnoliopsida, Alismatales, Araceae.